UUCCAGGCGAGCCCGGUCUCUAUUCUCCCGAGAUGCCUAAGACUCGCGUGUGGCUUUCUCCGUGGGAGGCAGAAGGAGAUAUGAAUGAAAAUUCUGUACAGAAUCCGCCAAAGAAAGGACUUAAGAAUCUGUUUUGGGAGCGUUCGUGGUGGCUCGUUUUGGAAGGGAUGGCCAGGAUCCCAAGUCAGAGUCCAGAAAACCCUGGGAAUCUUCAAGGAGAAGUGCAGUGAGAGCCCUGACCUGAAUCUCGCCCCGUGUUGGACGCAGGGAGAAGCCCUUCUCGUGUCGCCAGCAGCAGGCACACUGUGCGGACCCUUCAUGCUGAUGGCUUCCAAGGUGAGAAGCGCUGACCUCUGAGAGCGCGGAGCCAAAUGGCUGCAGGGGACGGUGCGGUGCAGGUGUGCAAGGACGAGUCCCGGCAGGCUCAGGGCACGGGCGCUCUCUUGGAAACCAAGGAGAACCCCGAGAGGAGGGAGGGAAGUGGGGCGAGCCCUCUCGCAGAGCGUCCUUUGGAGGACCUUCACCUUAAGCUGGUGUCUGACAUCGCAGAGCUGGGCUCGCCCUCUCCCAGGGCUGAGGCAGCUGGCCAGCCACGCGAGGAAGUCCCCUUGGCGGAGAAGCCACUCCUGGGCAGUCGGUGUGAUGUGGCCGGCAGUCGGGACUCGGAGCUGCUGGGGCUUCAUCAGAGGGGCCAAGGCGGACAAAAGCCCUACCGGUGCGAGCAGUGUGGCAAGGCCUUCAGCAGGAGCUCCAGCCUGCUGGUGCAUCGAGCAGGGCACGAGGACGAAAAGCCCUACAAAUGUGACAGGUGCGGCAAGGGCUUCACCAGGAGCUCCAGCCUGCUCAUCCACCACGCCGUGCACACGGGCGAGAGGCCCUACAAGUGCAACAGGUGCGGCAAGGGCUUCAGCCAGAGCUCCAAACUGCACAUCCACCAGCGGGUGCACACGGGCGAGAAGCCCUACGAGUGUGGAGAGUGCGGGAUGAGCUUCAGCCAGCGCUCCAACCUGCACAUCCACCAGCGGGUGCACACGGGCGAGAGGCCCUACAAGUGCGGGGAGUGCGGCAAGGGCUUCAGCCAGAGCUCCAACCUGCACAUCCACCGCUGCACCCACACCGGGGAGAAGCCCUACCAGUGCUACGAGUGCGGCAAGGGCUUCAGCCAGAGCUCCGACCUGCGCGUCCACCUGCGGGUGCACACCGGGGAGAAGCCCUACCACUGCGGCAAGUGCGGCAAGGGCUUCAGCCAGAGCUCCAAGCUGCUCAUCCACCAGCGGGUGCACACGGGCGAGAGGCCCUAUGAGUGUGCCAAGUGCGGCAAGGGCUUCAGCCAGAGCUCCAACCUGCACAUCCACCAGCGGGUGCACAGGAAGGAGCCACACUGA
Messenger RNA from Ochotona curzoniae (black-lipped pika), 1385 nucleotides. It is a transcript of the gene ZNF239, whose product is annotated as zinc finger protein 239. The record is from RefSeq and is a predicted model, not a curated record. Gene Ontology annotation, biological process: regulation of transcription by RNA polymerase II. Gene Ontology annotation, molecular function: RNA polymerase II cis-regulatory region sequence-specific DNA binding; DNA-binding transcription factor activity. Bases 372 to 1385 code for a protein of 337 amino acids. The transcript has 2 exons. Lineage: Eukaryota; Metazoa; Chordata; Mammalia; Lagomorpha; Ochotonidae.